Molecule: messenger RNA, 777 nt
Organism: Lotus japonicus
Lineage: Eukaryota; Viridiplantae; Streptophyta; Magnoliopsida; Fabales; Fabaceae
Exons: 1
Coding region: 1-777 (258 amino acids)
Molecular function (GO): catalytic activity
Source: RefSeq, a predicted model, not a curated record
AUGUGCUGGAACUGCAGAGGUACCAAUAGCAGGGGAUUUCCCAAUCUCAUUAGAGACCUAAAGCGGCUUCAUAAUAUGGAAGCUCUUUUCCUAGUUGAAACCCACUCCAGUGGUGAGAAAGCAAGGAAGGUAGCUGCUAGUCUAGGCUUUGAUAGCAGUGAAAUAGUUGAUGGGAACGGCCAAGCAGGGGGAAUCUGGUGUUUGUGGGAUUCUAACGCAGUCACCAUUGUGAAGCUUUUCUCCUCCCCCCAACUCCUGCAUUUGUCCAUCCAAAGGAAGAACGAGAGUGUUUGGUUUAUCACUGCCGUUUAUGGCAAACCUCACUAUAUGGGGCGUAGAGAGCUUUGGAGUCAAAUUUUGGCAAUUCAUGAUAAUAUGAAUGACCCCUGGUGCCUUCUUGGGGACUUCAAUGCUACUCUUCAUGACCAUGAAAGAGUGGGUAGCACGAACACUUCUCCGAGAGGGUCUCUUGAAUUCAGAGAGACAGUCAACCAGUGUGGCCUUAUCGAUGCUGGUUAUGUAGGCAAUCCUUUCACUUGGAAAAAGGGUAGACUGCAAGAGAGACUGGAUAGAGUUCUAUGCAACCUUGCUUGGAGACUUAAGUUUCCAGCUGGAACUGUUUACCAUCUCCAUUGUCUUAAGUCUGAUCACUCGCCCCUCCUGUUAAAGCUGGAUGUGAACCAGAGACAUGAUCCUUCCCGGAGACCCUUCAGAUUUCAGGCGGCUUGGCUCACUCAUGGGGACUUCUCCCCUUUCUUGAAGGUGACUGGAGUUUGA